Messenger RNA from Penicillium crustosum, 2058 nucleotides. RefSeq lists its product as uncharacterized. Bases 1 to 2058 code for a protein of 685 amino acids. Gene Ontology annotation, cellular component: nucleus. The record is from RefSeq and is a predicted model, not a curated record. The transcript is spliced from 5 exons. NCBI's taxonomy places the organism in Eukaryota, Fungi, Ascomycota, Eurotiomycetes, Eurotiales, Aspergillaceae.
AUGUCUUCUACGCUCACUAUGGUCGAGCUAGAUAACAUUGGCGCACAUUUGAAACCUUGCGCCCGGAAUUCUUCGCGUUCGCAUUCCCUAGGGCAGGUAUACGAACCGCUAGCCUUUGGCCAGCCGGCUAUUGGAAGACCAUAUAUGGGACCGCAAGAGCGCCCAAUGCCUAGACUUAAUACCAAUGGUAUUUGUAAUGGCGCAUAUGAUAGGGAGCAGCUUGUUCGCAAACUCUCUGUCGACCAAGAAUCAGUCGCAGAUUCAACCGCGACUCUAGAUUUAGGUUACCACGCCAUGGACCAGCGGCCACGGCAUGAAAAGCACUUCUCGACAUCAACAGGCCAUCAGAAAUUUGACCAGCGAUCUCUCAGUACCCUCUCUGUGGACCAACAGUCUGUCGGAAGCCAAUCGCUAGGUCACCAUUCUAUAAGUGGGCCACCGGGUGGCUAUCUCGCAUCACUUACUUCAUUUACCCGUGGUCUACACUCGUCUGCCUCGAACAGAUCGCUACAAGGCAACUUUGUUACCACUGAACUCCCGGUUCUUCAGCAGACGCAUCAUAACGAGGGUUUUGAACAAUUUAACUCUGCCACUGAAGAAAAUGAGGAAGCUUCUUUUGAUCUGGUUGCUCCAUACAAGGGCGAUAUUGCACCAGAGCGUACCCUAGAGCAACAGGCAGACCUCAUGUUCUGUUCGGACCAUAUGCUAGCGAUUCUGAGCAAUCAACGUUACCUCGCGCGCUUUCGCGAGUUCCUCGCCCAGGAGCGUCCUGGUUCAUUUUCUACCCUGACGUAUUAUCUGAAUGCUUCCAAGGCUCUCAAAGCAAUUCAAUAUGCGAAUGCACUCGUGCGUCUGGCUGUUGAUGUACCUACAUCCGGCAUUCAAACAGCAGAGCACCCCGUAGGUCCGGCUACAAAUAUUGCCCUUGAACAGCGCGUACAGGCAGCGCUGGACGCUCUGACUGCCGAGGAAUUACCUGCUUUUAUUGCUUCUACCUGUAUCUCUAUCACCGCCAAAGUGGUUGAGGAGCGUGUAUGCGGCACCUUGCGGGAUGAGUCCAAGGGAACGGCGGAUGCACUGGGUGAGGUGUUCUGUCUUACCGAUCCAUCACGGCCAGAUAACCCUAUUAUUUUUGCUUCGGGUGAAUUCCACCGUACCACACAAUAUGACAUGGACUACGUCCUAGGACAGAACUGUCGAUUCUUACAAGGAUCAAAGACAAAUCCCAAUAGUGUUCAACGAAUCCGAGAAGCACUUAAAGCCGGGAGACACCACUCCGAGCUUUUCCUAAACUACCGACGGGAUGGUUCACCGUUCAUGAACCUCCUCCAAAUUGCUCCGCUAUGCGAUAGCCGCGGUAAAAUCUGCUACUUCCUCGGCGCUCAAAUCGACGUCUCUGGUCUCAUAAUGGAAGGCGCUCAAAUGGAAUCCUUCCGAAACCUACAAACACAAAAGGAGAAAAUAGGGACGGGCGGCCAAAUAAUCAAAGAAUCAAAAAGCGAGUUCCAAGAACUGAGUGAACUGCUCAGUCCACGCGAGCUACAGAACGUACGCGAGCACGGCGGAAACCUCUUCCAACCGAUCAUCAAUGCACAUCCGAACCACCGUUUAUUCCUUCAAGACUCGGACACCGAGAGCGAGAUCUACUCUCCACCCCAGGAGUCACAGAACCCCACACCCAGCCCAGCUCCGAGUCUAUCCUUGACCGGUGUCUACAAAAAGUACCUCCUGGUCCGUCCCUACCCGUCUUUCCGAAUCAUCUUCACUUCCCCCUCCCUCCAAAUCCCAGGCAUGCUCCAAUCCUCAUUCUUAAACCGCAUCGGCGAGACCGGUGCAAAGCGAGAUAAUAUAGUCAACGCCAUGAUCGCUGGGAGAAGCGUCACAGCACGUAUUAAGUGGAUGACCAAAUUCACUAACCAUGGCCGUCAUCGAUGGAUACACUGUACCCCGUUGCUAGCGAAUAAUGGUCUGAUCGGUGUCUGGAUGGUUGUUGUUAUUGAUGAUGAUGACGAAAGUUCGGUUAGGUGGCAGGGUAAUUGGCCGACUGUUAUUAGAUAA